AUCCAUGGCUGUUUCUCCUCUUUUUUUUCUUGAGCAUCUCUUUUUUUUUUUCUUUCUAAGUGUGUGUGUGUGUGUGUGUUGAUUAGAAAAAGUGUUAGAGUGUUAUUAUCCAUUGACGCCUCUUUUGAUCUAUUGGAACCAAGGAAAUUCGUGCGAUGAUCCAUAAACUAUUUGCUCGACAUAGUACGAGUCCUACAGCGACGACAGCUGCUGGCAACCCGGCAGCAGCUUACUUAUCACAAUCCAGUAGCAAGUAUUCAGGUUCCUUUGUAUCCUUGCAAGAAAGCAGUAGUCAUAGAAGAGAAGGAACAGGAGGGCCAGAACCAGCGACAAGAGGGACAACAGCAGCAGCAACAGCAGCGGCAGCAGCGGCAGAAAAUAACUUUCUCGAUCUACCUUCCGACCCUAACGAAAGUAGAAGGAAGAACACUCUCAGGAAGAAGAGGAGCAACGAAAACGAUCCUCCAGCGGACGUUUUGACAGGACCCGUUUUACCUUGGAUGACAUCAGAAACCAGCCGUAACAGUCCUCCACAGCAACUACUGUUCCAACGGUCGAUCCUGUCCACUCAGUCCUCUUGUUCUUCCUUUGUAGAAGCGGCUAGCUUACAUACUGUCAAAAGACAGCCUUACCCAUAUAAGAACCAUAGUGAAUCGAACGAUGAAGCCAUAUCCACUGUAGCUGCUGCAGCCUAUGAUCGUGAAAGCCUGAGCGUUACCGAGAGUAUCAAUGAAAAAAGAAAAAAGUACUAUCAAACAAAACACCCCAGUAAAAGAAGAUGGACAAAGCAUAAAUGGUGGUUGAUUUUUAUAAACACUUUGUUAUUCUGCUAUGGUUUGGCGGGGAUGUUAUUUGCGUUAUUGACCUAUUUCAAAUUCUAUCUACGUGCCGAUGUGGUGGUUGUAGGGCAACCUGUCAUUCUUCAUUUGAUUUUGGCUACGGGUGUGAUCUGUUUAUUUACGUCUCUGGUGGGCUACACCGGGAUCAUGCUAAACAACCGCUGCCUUUUGUCGUUCUACAGCCUCUUUCUGUGGCCCUGUUUUGGACUGAUGGCAGCGAUUGGGUACACAGCGUACCGUAAGAACAAAUGGAACAUCGAAGGCAAGCUUUCCUACCAAUGGCACUACACGCUCUCGUCGGACGGCCGAUCACGCAUCCAGGCCAACCUGCACUGUUGCGGCUACAAAUCGUUUACGGACUACCACGAGCGAUCCAACAAGUGCUUCCCGCGCACGUUGUUGCCUGGCUGUCGUUACAAGUAUCAGCAACUGACCAAGGAAAUGUUGACAUGGACUUAUAUCGUGGCCUUUAGCAUGGUGCCCGUGCAUGUGUUGGUCAUGAUUUCGGCUCUCUUGUGCUCCAAUCAUAUCAAUCGAACGUUUGGAAAAGGUUUACCGCCCAAGUUGUAUCGAUUGGAUUAUCAAGGCAUUGUAGCGGUGGCCGCGGAAGAGGAAGAGCAAGAGGGCUUUGUUACAUCGAAACCUCGUUGGCCAUCGUCAUCGUAGUCAAAGGAAGAUGAACGGUUUUGAAUAAACGCUAUGGACAAGGUUUUUU
Messenger RNA from Mycotypha africana, 1554 nucleotides. RefSeq names its product Tetraspanin family-domain-containing protein. The record is from RefSeq and is a predicted model, not a curated record. Bases 156 to 1505 code for a protein of 449 amino acids. The transcript is spliced from 4 exons. Gene Ontology annotation, cellular component: membrane. NCBI's taxonomy places the organism in Eukaryota, Fungi, Mucoromycota, Mucoromycetes, Mucorales, Mycotyphaceae.